UAAUUGUAGGGGGGGUGGGAGGGUGGGGAGGGGGGCCACAACAUUUGUUGCCGGUAAAAAUGAGCUGAGAGACAGCUCGCACGGGUUGUGACAAGGGUGCCGAGUGGCGUCUUGAUCCGCCGGAGUCACGCGUAACAGAGGAGGAGCAGGUGGAUUGGUGGAUGGAAAGACAGAUGGACGCGCUGCGUAAAGAUACCGAGGCACGAUGGACUUGAUACGAGGAGGACGUUGUCUUUUUCAAAAUGUAUCUCUCCCUUCAUCUGCGAUGUGAUACACUGCAAAGCCCUCUGCCAUAUUUUAGCUCUCUUUGAUUCAGCAAUUAUGGCGUUGGAUCAGUGGUCCUUCCUCUCACCUCCACCCAACAUGACUAUCCCCGAGCCUCUCCUCUACGACAGCUACCUCCAGGGGAACGAGUCAGACCUGGACCUAAACCUGACAGUGGAGACGAGGGAACCCCACCAGGACAAGACCAGCUCCGUCGUCAUCACCUUCAUCUACUUCAUGGUUUGCGCUGUGGGGCUCUGCGGCAACGCCCUGGUCAUCUACGUCAUCUUACGUUACGCCAAAAUGAAGACGGUGACCAACAUAUACAUCCUCAACCUGGCAGUGGCGGACGUGCUGUGCAUGAUGAGCCUGCCGUUCAUUGCCUUGCAGCUGGCGUUGGUGCACUGGCCAUUUGGCGAGGCGCUGUGCAGGGUGAUCAUGACUGUAGACUCUCUCAAUCAAUUCACCAGCAUAUUUUGCCUCAUGGUUAUGAGCAUCGAUCGAUACCUGGCCGUGGUUCACCCUAUUAAGUCGACAAAAUGGCGGAAGCCCCGGGUAGCCAAGUUAAUCAACAUGACAGUGUGGGGCGUGUCACUGUUAGUCAUCCUACCUACUAUGCUCUUCAGCGGUCUGGACAAGGUACCAGUAUGUGGGAUCGUUUGGCCCGAGCCCCAGGAUGUCUAUUACACCGCCUUCAUAUUUUAUACCUUCUUCAUUGGAUUCUUUCUGCCCCUGGCCGUCAUAUGUCUGUGUUACCUGCUCAUCAUAGUCAAGGUGAAAUCAUCGGGCAUGCGAGUAGGUUCAACCAAGCGCAAACGUUCCGAACGUAAGGUGACGCGGAUGGUCUCCAUCGUGGUCGCCGUGUUCGUCCUUUGCUGGCUGCCCUUUUACGUCUUCAACGUCACCUCGGUCACCAGCUCCAUCAACCCCACGUCUGCCGUGAAGAGCACCUUCGACUUUGUAGUGGUGCUGGGCUACGCCAACAGCUGCGCCAACCCCAUCCUCUACGCUUUCCUGUCAGACAACUUCAAGAAGAGUUUCCAGAAGGUGCUGUGUCUCAAAAAGGUGGCAGGCCUUGAUGAGCUCGAGCGCAGUGACAGCAGGGUGGACAGGAGCAGGAUGGUCAACAACGCGCUGAUCAUCAACGCCAACUUGGAGGCACACAACGCAGCGCUGCUCAAUGGAGAGCUGCAGACCAGCAUUUGAGAGCAGAGGAACAGAAGCGCAAGAGCCUGAGAGACGAAAGGGUCUGCUUAUACCACUGAUCGCUACUCGGACAUACAGAGGGCUGAUGUAAUAGCCGACCGUCCUAUGGACUCUGGCACAUGAAGUAAGUGAAAUCUAAACAAUUUCACAACAGAGGCCAGAGAAGGUGAAUUGACCCGAGUUUACAACUGUUUGAAUGGAUGAGGCAACCUGAUCUCAUUGACCCUGAGCGCUGAAUAACACACAGCAGGUGGCUCGACAGAAAUCAAACAUAAGUUGGACCAACGCUUACGUCACUAACUUGAAAACAAGACCUAACUUUGGCUCGUGCUGGCAAAUUGUGCUCUCUGGAUCUGCUGAUAGAAGGGCUACUUUACUGCUCAAUAGUGUGUGAGGGAGAGACACCCAUCUCGUGGGAGAUGUUUGGAAACGCAAUGUCAUUAGGCACUGUUUUCAUUAAAAGGGAGACAUGCUGACAAAGCCAAACAGUUUAGUGGAUGACGACGGAGCAACCCUCGAAAGAUAAAACUCAAACCUAGAAAAAAUAAAUAAGAAAUAAUGGUAUAUGGUAAUGAUCUGUUACACCAGCCUUGUCUUUAGAAGAUUAUCAGAGAAACAAAUGGCAAACCCUUCACAACACCACGUUAUUUCCCAAUGACGAAGGACGCUGGCGGCUUGCCGAGGGACGCCACACUGAUCUGUAAACUCCUCAAUGGUGGGAUAGUGAAAGAAAUUGGCAACCUGACUUGAUUCAAAACAGCUUGUGCUUGUAAAUACGAACAGGAUUUUUGCCAAACUGGUGCAUGUGCAAACAUGGGUGGGCCAACCAAAAAGGUCAGUAAAAUAUUGUCCUGUUGUGGCAUGUCUUUGGAACCUUUUACUAUGUACUUGACAUUUUGCUAAAUCCUGCUUCUUAACGUCAUUGUGCACUAUUCCCUUUUUUUAUGCAGAGCUCAUUUAAAAAAAAUUCAAUAAAAUAAAAAAUUACAUGUAAAGGUUCCUCUUUACAGUGAUCACCGCUCUCAGCCUCUCAAUUGGUUUACCCUUCAGAAAUUCAGUUUAAAGUGAGUGCGUGCCAAUGUGUAAAACAUGUUACCGUAUGUAACUAUAUAUAUUACAAUAUAUGGAUGCUGGAGUAUUCAGAUCAACUGAAGAAUCAAGGCACCCCUGCUAACCCCUCUUUUAUCCACUUAUUAAUUAAAUUCUCUAAUUAUGUACAUCAUAUUUGUAUUGUGACCUGACUGUACAUAUAAUUUCCUAAUUACAGGACCUCAUAAAUGUACUGCUAAAUUUACCAUCACCAAAUUGACCAUUGAUCUGUAUGCCCUAUUGAAACGGUUUCAUUGGGCCUUAAUGAGGUACUGAAUAUAAUGCUGUGUCUCAUUUCCCGAGUGGCAUCCUCUGGAUGCCCAUCCUACUUACUGCAUGUUGGCGCCCCCCCCCCCCCCCCCCCAAGCCACAUCAACCCUUGUUUAAUGCGGCGAGAGAUUUCAAGAUUUCCUAGUCGCUUUAACUGUUCCGGUUUAAAGUGACCCAUUUGAAAGUCGAAGAAAUACAAUUAAAGAUAAAGUUGAAAUAUUUUUUUGGGGGGUAUGAAACUGUUUAGUAAUGUAGGAAACACAUGGAAACACAAACAAUGGCAAUUGGGAUGUUUCUGACCCGAAACAUGCCCCAAGUCAAAUUGAUCCAGGAACGUUAUUGCUGUUCCUGACAAAGACAAUAACAACAACAACAAAACAUAAGAGCAGGAUUAAUAAUAUCAUAAAUUUAGCAGAGGUUUUAAGGGUCACAAGUUUAAGAUAGCUGACGUUAAAUGUUCAAAUGACUGCAAACCUAAUAUUGGAUUUACAUUUGUGCCUAUAUACUUCAGCUAUUCUUAAAGACGGAGCAGUGGCACACAAAGAAUCUUGGGAUAUGCAUCCUGCAAAAAUACUGAUAAAAUUGCUGCAUUUAAAACAGCCUUGUUGUGGCGUAAUCACAAUGACCUCUCAAGGGUAUAACCCUUUACGGUGGCACAGCUAAUGUUACCUUUAUUGCAUUUGGCAAGUUCUACAAGAAUUCAUAGCUGGUGCUAAAUUUCAUCAAAUGGAUCAUUUUCAAACUCCGAAGUAACUCAAAAGGAACCAUGAAUGCUAUGCCGGUAUUGUUCCCUGGUACUGAGUCGUAAAGAACUGUACAAUUAUUGUGAACUGCUGUGUUUUGUGGCAAUAUAAAGUGCUGAGGGCGUUUUUUGUAGGCUUUAGUCUAAAAUGCAUCAUUGCGAGGAUUUCCGCUUGUGCACGGAGGCCAAAGUAAAGGAUGCUUGCUGCCUUGUAUGUCUGCAAGUCACAACCCGUAAAAAUAGUAAUUUAUCUCCGUCGUUUGUUAGCUUAAGCUUAUCAAUUAAAGAGCAAAAACAUACACACGUGUCGAACACUCUCCGUAACUUUAAAACUAGCCCCGUCUCAACAUACAAAGAUCUUACAACUUUCGAGCUCUAGCACUUCAACAUACUUCCUUGAUAUCAAUUACUACUUUCCUAUUAGCAAGAGCUUCUGCACCAUCUUGUGGCAUCAUAGGGCAGUUUUUUCAGUGACUAGAGAGAAAAACAUGUUGUUCCCUGCAUAGUUUUUGACCUGAUGGUCAUCCCUUCCCCAAGGACCACUAUAAAGGUAUCAUGAUAUUCAAUGAAAGUACAAACAAGUCAAGUGAAAUUUCUUUCAAUAUAAGAAAAUGUAAUUUUAACACUGCCUGGUCUUCAAAUGAAAGCACUAUAGAAAUUGUUUUGCAAGUAUGUUGCCAAAUCACCAAUUCUGGACCAAUAUUAGCCCAUGCCACUGAUAAUUUAGAAGUGGAACCUUCGCCCAAACGAUAUUGUUCUAAAUCACCACCACACCGAGCAUUUUGAGGAAAAAAAAAGUUACUCACUGAAAUACGAUUGCUCUUUUAGCUUUAGCAAGCUGUGUGUAACGUGACCUUGUUUUAAUGUCAAUCAGGACGUUUUCUGAGGCUCUGUCGAAAAACAAGGUCAUCCUGCCGUGUCGGGUUGGCUUUGUCGCAGAUUGCUACUUCAGUCAGGACCCAUCAGUUGGCAAAAAAGAGAUUUCAUUUAUUAAUGAAAUUUAUGAUUCAAUUUAUAUCAUGUACUGUACCAGACUUAUGUCCAUUGAUGACAAACGUGACAGAUAAUUGUCCUCGCCAACUGAUAUUUCAUAGCAACCCCCUCCCCCCCAAAAAGUACUCUUAGCCACACAUUUGCAUGUUUCUGGGGCCCGAGAGCUAUGAAUACAAGGUAUCUGAAUUAUGAACGACUUUGAUAUCACGGGUAUUUUUGAAUCUCAGCCAAUUUUGCUAUUGUUUGCACACUGGGAAGCUACUUUUGGGCUCAAUCAGCUAGGUCUGAUUAGUAAGUGGUUUUACAUAAUGGACCAAACGCUCACAUGUUUGCAUAUAAUGUCUGCAUACAACGAUAAAAUGACUGGCUCCCUCCAUUGCAUCGCGCAGAUGUAAACUCCUGCAUUGGCAUUCGACAUUCGGGGGGGGGGGGGGGGGGGGGGGGGGGGGUGCAUUUGUGUUGAAAUGCUCCAUGACACAAUUCAAGGUUGUGUAUGAGUGGAACAAUUUUUCGGAUGGAUGCCAUUCUGUAUAUAAAACCGAAUUCUUUUAGUCAUACUUUCUUGUGAGCGCCAUCAUCAUUUCACGAUUACUUAUAAUCCCCUCUGUAGGUCCAACUCCUCAUUUGCUUUGCAUGCACAGAAUAAUGUAAACUAAUGAACGUCUUGUUGAGAAAUUGCAGUGAACCACACUGAAAAGAACACACCAAGACUUUCCCAUGCCAUUGGAUGUUUGGACAUAAUGUCCUAAAUGGGCCGUUGUGAUGUUUAAUUGACUUUGACAAGGCUAUUUGAACCAAAACUAAUGUAAAUGUAGCGUAAUGAUAUGUUGCAUGUAGACACCCAGAUCUUUUUUUUUUUUUGUGCGUGCAAAGAAGUCCUAAAGAUCUCAAAAUGAGGUCACAUUGUAAAAUAGUUUUCCAUCCAUUCAUUUGGAUUGGCAUGUAGUGCUUCUGCUCCACUGUUUCACAUUUCCAGACCAUAUGUGCAAAGGGCAUUUGUCUAGAUGUCUGGCUACCAAUGUGUAGUGUAAAAAUGUAAGGAAGAAGCUAAGGGCCUUUUCGCCUUCUAUUUUUUUUUUUUAAUUUUAUUAUUUUGAAAUACAUCUUAUUUGUGAAGGGCUCCAAUGUGCACAGAUGAUGCACUGUGCAAUAUUAAGUCUGGAUUGUAUUUAUGAAAAAGCUUUGCUGCGUCUUGCAUGGGAAAGGGUGGCACAUUUUAACCUGUGUGUCACCACACACAUCACAGUUACACAAACACUGUGUGCUACAUACACUUCCGACUUUGUAGCUUGAUGCAAUUUUUCAUUGAAUUCAUGAAUAAACUGUAGGAUUCACUAAGUGGAACGCUGCAAAAGCGGUACAAUUUGAAAUUCACCAAAAAUAAUUGUGAAAAAAUAUGCUGUUAAAACCAUUGUCAUGUGCGACAUCCCGCAAGAUCUCAUCAAAUCUCGUAAAAAACGUCAGCUCAUUAAACACAGGGUGAAGCAAAGGGUCUCCAACUUAAUGGGCUCUAGACAGCACAGCUGCGUUUGAGCAGAAAAAGUGCCAUAUCUUGAUUUUUGUGCAAGCGUGUGUGCCAAUUUGGUAGACCGGUUUGCGACAAGCUGGGCGUAUUGGCGUAAGGAGGGCGUGUCCUUGGAGAUGUGCUUGGCGGAGAGAGAAUUGGAUGGAUGUAUAAAAUUGCUGUUAUUUGUACAACAGAUACAUAUUACAUUGGCAGGAAAAUGAUCACAUUGGCCGACUGGUUAGCAUAUCUGCCUCACAGUUCUGAGGACCCAGGUUCAAUCCCCGGCCCCGCCUGUGUUCUCCCCGUGCCUGGGUGGGUUUUCUCCGGGUGCUCCGGUUUCCUCCCACAUCCCAAAAACAUGCAUGCUAUGUUAAUUGGAAACUCUGAAUUGCCCGUAGGUAUGAAUGUGAGCGCGAAUGAUAGUUGGUUUCCAUGUGCCCUGCGAUUGGCUGGCGACCGGUUCAGGUGUGCUUGCACUCGUCCAUGAAAGUCUCCGAGCACCUGGUCGAUGAGUCGCCCGCGGACAACAUGAUGGCUACCCCUGAUCGAAAGGGUUAACUCUACACGUGUGUUUUGCUUUUACUAUAGCUUUUUCUCAAUAUAUGAUGCCACCGCCGAAAUCAACGAGGAAAACAGGGAUGAAGACAUGUAGAACCAGAAAAAGCAGAAAAGGUGUAACUGUGUAGUUACUUAGAGCUCUCAAUGCCAUGAGGCACAUUAGGCCGCAUUUGCAGUUUCAGUAAUCUGUAGUUUUUUACAGGAGCAGGUGAUUGGCCCACUGCCCAACCCCAGCACCCGGUAUUCCUAAGCGGUCUCCCAUUCAAGUACUAACCAAGACUGACCCCGCGUAGCUUCCGAGAUCAGACGAGAUCGGGCAGCAUGUGGGGAUCGGGUAACUGGCAACUGUUUAGUACAAUAUGAGAAACAAAAUUAAAUAUCAAUGAGGGAAAUUUCUAUUUAUUUAUUAUUCUUUUUUUUUUAACCAAGCAGCAGCUAACAUAAAUAUCAUUAGCUUCAUGGAAAUGAGCAAAGAAGCUUGCCAAACCAAACAAACAAAGUGCACAUUUUUAUCUUUCGUGUCUGUCGAGUGUCCUCAUAGGUCAAGUAGUUUGACUAAUUUUAAUUCUAUUUUACAGUAGUUAUUUCUCAUUCAAUGAUUUACUGUGGGAACGAUUAUUAUAGGAAUUACAAGUCAACCAGGGUUACAGAAUGGAUUGUGUUCAACUUUGGAGGUUUCACUGUACUUUUCCAUGCAGUGUAUUUACUCAGUGUGCCUUGUAACUCAUCAUGAUGUUUAAUAUCAGUGUACAUCAAGCAACACUGUUUCCCAAAUGCCUUUGUACAAUUGACAGGAUGAGCAAAACAUACAUGUCAUUUUCCCCAGAUUAAAUUGUUUAUGUUGUUGUUUAUGUAUGUAAAUUGUGACUACAUUGUUGGCAUAUAUUGUAUUAGAAAAUCAUUGAUUGUAUUGGACAAUCUAAUGUCCUUUUCUGCGAUUAAAAAACAGGCCACUUGCUGCCCCCA
Messenger RNA from Phyllopteryx taeniolatus (common seadragon), 7595 nucleotides. RefSeq names its product somatostatin receptor 2a (gene sstr2a). The transcript is spliced from 4 exons. Lineage: Eukaryota; Metazoa; Chordata; Actinopteri; Syngnathiformes; Syngnathidae. Bases 322 to 1470 code for a protein of 382 amino acids. The record is from RefSeq and is a predicted model, not a curated record. Gene Ontology annotation, biological process: neuropeptide signaling pathway; cellular response to glucocorticoid stimulus; cellular response to estradiol stimulus. Gene Ontology annotation, molecular function: somatostatin receptor activity; neuropeptide binding. Gene Ontology annotation, cellular component: membrane; neuron projection.